Molecule: messenger RNA, 2000 nt
Organism: Xyrichtys novacula (pearly razorfish)
Lineage: Eukaryota; Metazoa; Chordata; Actinopteri; Labriformes; Labridae
Source: the annotation of a GenBank genome assembly
AUUCGUUGGUAUAUUCCUUCUUUCAGCAAUGGGUAUCAAAAUCUUGAUAAGAUUUUUUUUCUGUUGUAAGUUGUGUUGUUAAAAUCUGCUUGUAGGAUCGGACCACAUCCUGAAGUUUGAGACAAUAGCUGACAUGACCGCUGAUGAUUGGCGAGUACGAGCGUUGCGCGCCCUCGCUGUGUAGUGUGUUGUCCUAUUCAUAUGUAAAUGAACCGUCAUAUAUACCUAGUACAUGCCCCGUCGGAGCCGCACUGAAGAGCCCAGCCUCCUGCAAGCUUUGUCGGCCGCAGGGAUCACCCGGCCAUCUGUCCCAUUGACAAACUGUAACGGCUCUUUGGAUUACGCUCCAACCUCCAAUCCUGUGGGUCUGUGGCAGCGCCUGGGUUAAACUUCAACAACAUGGCCCCCAUCCGUAACACCACCAACGGAAUGGACAGAGGUGAAAACUGCAGUGGGAUGAAAUCUGACAGAAAGGUAAAGAAAAGUUAGCUUUGAAAACAGUAUUUCUGUUGACCCUGGCUUCAUACUGACGAAGUAACUCAAUCGUUGACUGUUUUGGCAGAUGAGGAAACCUCUGGUCGAGAAGAAAAGGAGGGCUCGCAUCAAUGAAAGUUUACAAGAACUCAGAGUUCUCAUCGCUGAUGCAGACGUAAGUUCUGGUUUCUCCAGUGUAAGGCCUCUGUUGCGUGUGGAGUGGGUCUUUAAAAUUAACAUGAUUGACGUCUUGUUGAAGAUUGUUCAUGCUGCAGUAGCCUGUUGCUUAUGUUUAUCUUGUCACUCGCUGCAGAUUCAAUCAAAGAUGGAGAAUGCCGAGGUGCUGGAAAUGACAGUCAAAUGUGUGGAGAGCAUCUUACAAAACCGGGCACAAGGUAAAUAUACAUGUACAAUAACGUCAGAGCACACCAUGAAGCAAGAUCUAUGAAUAUUUAAAACUUAAACUUACCCCAAACAAGGAAACCACCUUAAAUUAUUCCUCCGCUGAACCUUAUAGUCCCAUUAAUUUAGACAAUAACAGUCAGCGCAAUAAUAUCCAAUUAACUGUAAUGCGGCUGAGGUUUUCAAUUAUUGUCUAACUCUGAAACUAAUUUAUGUUUUAUGUAAUGUUUCUGCAGAAGUGGACGCCGUGAACCGAGAGGCCUGUGAGCGGUUUGCCGCCGGCUACAUCCAGUGUAUGCACGACGUUCACACGUUUGUGUCCAGCUGUCCGGGGAUUGACACCACAAUAGCCGCGGAGCUGUUGAACCACCUCCUGGAGAGCAUGCCCCUGAACGACGAGGACUGCCUCCGGGUGAUGCUACCGGACACGGCGACAGAGUGCCUCGGCAGUAACAGCACUUGGGCCGUGCCUGAGAGCAUGUACACGUCCCUGGUGUCCCCAGCUCCCUCAACCACCUCAAGUGAUGACCUCUGCUCCGACUUGGAUGAGACGGACUCAGACCAAAGUCAUGUUUCUUCAUCAGAAGAGGCAGACAACCAGGAUAUGUUGAGCCUGCCUCCCCUAACGUAUUCCAAGUCUGUGUGGAGGCCAUGGUAGAUCAUUUGAAUAGGAAGCCUGUUUGAAACCACAGUAGAUGAUCCAGUGCUUUGUUUUAGGUUGUUUUUGUGGAGUAGGCCUCAGUACAUGGCAGAGUCAUUGCUGAGAUUACUUUUUAAGCUGGUGAAAGGCAUCUGAGAAGCUCUUUGUGUAAUUAUUUGGAAUCAGCCGUUAACCAUAACUGUAUUUAAUAAAUAAACUAUGUAAUAAGACAUGUGGGUCUUCAUUUUGAAGUGCAUUGGCUUUGUACGGGCCUGCCUUCAGAGAAGGGUUGAAUGCAUUUGUAUAUAUUUUCUUGUUAUACUUGACUGAGCUGUAUAGACGAUAGCUGUCACACUAGGAAUUAGUUGUAUGUAAAUUAUUUCUAAGGUAGGACGUCUUAAAUGGUGUAUUUAUUAGUGAUUGUAAGAAAGUCAAAUCAACUGCUACAUUUCAACUUUUCAAUAAAUAUCCUUUCAGCAAAUAA